GGGAUUUGUGGAGCAUAUCUCCACUUGUCCCAUCUUGUCCGAGCUUUCUUGGAAGGCCUUGUGUAAGAGCCUUCCACCUUUUUGAGAUUAUUUAUCGUAUUGCUUUGGGCAAUGCAGUUCCUCAGCUUCAACGAGGCUGUUGGUGGGAAAGGCCAGAUCACUGGCUUGCCUGAGGAAGACAGCGACACUCAGAAAGCACUGCUGGACCCAAUGCCUUUAAAAGACACCUGGGUUCUGUGGGAGCAGGCUGUACCUGCGGGGGGCAACAGCUUCCACGAGUCACUGAAAAAGAUAGUCGGUUUCAAAACUGCUCAGGAAUUCUGGAGCAUUUGGAACGGGGUGCCCCAGCCCAGUGAGCUCCUGGAGAACAAGCGCAUCACCAGAGACAAUCCGGGUAGCGGCUCUCAACCAACAGCCAUUGAUGCCAUCAUGAUCUUCAAAGAGGGUGUCAGACCUGAAUGGGAAGAUCCACUCAAUGCUAGUGGCGGCCAUUUUCAGGUGCAGUUAAAGCCCAGUACUGGUGGAGCACAGAUAGAUGAAUACUGGAACAACAUAGUUCUGGGCAUGGUUGGAGGAACAAUUGAUCCUUACGACAUGAUCACAGGAGUACGGCUAGUGGACAAACUUUCUGGAGCAAAGGCAGCUGGCAUUCUCAGGAUAGAGUUGUGGUUCACUAGGUAUGAAGACAACCCCGCAGUCACAACACUCAAGAGAAACAUGGAAAAAUGUCUUUGUCAAAAGUUGGAUGGCUCAGCGGGCCCCACGGUGCAGAAAAUCGAGCUGAAAGCUCAUGCUACUGCUGGAAAGCACUGAGCGUGGCACACAGCGAUGCGUCGAUUUUUCUGCGGGCUUUUGCCAUGGCAGCUGGAAAUGAUCAUAUGACCUCCAAC
Molecule: messenger RNA, 890 nt
Organism: Cladocopium goreaui
Lineage: Eukaryota; Dinophyceae; Suessiales; Symbiodiniaceae
Source: the annotation of a GenBank genome assembly